This is a messenger RNA of Entrophospora sp. SA101, 2991 nucleotides long. NCBI's taxonomy places the organism in Eukaryota, Fungi, Glomeromycota, Glomeromycetes, Entrophosporales, Entrophosporaceae. The record is from the annotation of a GenBank genome assembly.
AUGAAUUCAACUAGUGUUGUUGACCUUUUGGAUUAUACCUUAUUAAAAGAUGAUUUACCAAGAGUAAUACGAAUAGAAUCAAUUAUAAAAAUACUUCCAAAAAUUUCACAAUCUAUCAUCUCAGAAACUGAUAUAGAAAUACUUAAAAAAAUUAUAAUAUGGAAUGCAUCAAUGUACCCUUUCAUAUUUGAAUCAAUGUGCCAAAAUCCUGUGGAUGCAUCAUUACUUUGGGAUGAUGUUUCCCUAAUUAAAAAACAAAUUAUGAGCUUUUUUGAUUCAGAAAAAACUAAUGAGGGCAUAAAAUUAUGCGCAGUAAAAUAUCUACAAGUAGUUGCCCGUGUUCAGUCUAGACAUAUGUCAGAUUCAACGGUUAAGGCUGAAUCUGAUAUUUCGUUAUCCUUAUGUCCGCCAUCUCAUUCAAUAUUAGAUAUACAGGCAUUAGAAAAAGAAUCAAUAUCAAUAGUGAAUGGAUUAUUAUCUUUUCUUGACACAGAAUCAAGUAUUGUAAUUACAGCAAUGAUCAAUGCAAUGGGAUCUAUAUUGAGAUCACGUCCACAAUAUAUUCAAGUUUUAUUAAAUGUUGUUAAAGUAUGGUGUAAGAAUGAUAUGCCAAAACAUUUUACUGAAUUACAAUUACAAAGCAUUAAAAAAACGAUCAAAAUACAUUUAAUAUCACUUUUAAGAAUUUAUGAAUCAUCUCCUAUUAUGGCUAAUGAGAUAUUUGAUUGUAUAAUACUCUUGGGAGGAAAGAAUGAUCCAUCUAAAUUUUCAAGACAAUUUCGAAGAAUGGUUCAACAACAACAAGAUAACGAAUUGUUAAAUGGAAAUUUACCAAAAAAAUUGGAUCAACUUAAACAAGAAAUAUUAGAAGGCGAAAAAAAUCAAUCAAUGGUAGUAGAUGUUGAACAAGAAAAAAGUGAAAUACUUGAUCCAAGGUUGAAAUCUGAUGUUGAAGAAGAAGAAGAUUAUGAUGAGGAUAAGGAUGUGAAUAUGGAUAUGGAUAAGGGCAAGGAUGAGGGCAAGGAUGAGAAUGAUCAGAAUGAUCAGAAAAUGGAGGAUAGGGAAGGGGGAAAACAAGAUGAUGAAGAUGAUGAAGACGAAGAUUUAUAUAAAUCAGAAAUAUCCAAAUCACCAAAUUUUCCUUCUGUUGUUGAUAUGGCAAAAGAUGGAUCAGAACCUAACAAAUUAGACAAUUUUGAUUAUGAAGAUGAGAAAAUGGAUUAUCCGGUCGAAGAGAAAAACAUUAAAUUAGACACAGAAGAAAAAAUUAUUAAAUCAGAUGAAGCAACAUACCAAUAUAUACUCCCGCCACCAUCAACAUUAUCAGAAGAGGAAUCACACAAUUUUGUCAAAAUGGCACUUAAGAAUAUGUUAGAAGUUGAAGGGGUAAUACCUGCAGAUGCAAAGAGUAACAAACGAUCUAGUAUAGUCUCGACGACUUUGUCUAGUGGUAAAAGAUUUACAAAGUCGCAAUUACACGUGAUGACUUCACGAUUGUUGACAAGAGGUCUUGAAACUUCAAUGGAACGAAGGGAAAAUCUUGAUGAGUUAAGAGAUAUGAAAUUACAAUAUAUCGUUGAAGAUUUUAAAAACAGAAUGGACUAUGCUUUAACAUGGCUUGAUGAAGAAUGGUACCAUGAUUCCAUAAUGCAAAAUGAAAACUCUUCAUAUGAGCCAAAUUAUACUAAAUGGUUAAAUAGAUUAUUAGACAGAAUCAUGCCUGCCCUUGAAGAUCAUACUUUUACACAAUUUAUACUAGAUAUACCAGAAAUAUUCGAAGAUGUAGUUAAUAGAAUUAAAAUAUUUUGCAAUGAUCCUGACAGAAUGUCACUUGGAUUUUCAACCUUGAGUGAAUUGGUUAACUUAAGACCACCUGCAAGAAAUUUUUGUUUGAAAAUAUUACUGGCUUAUUGUCUCUACAAAGAUGAUAAGAUACGUGGACAUGCAAUAAUGGUUACAAAUAAAUGGUAUCCUACACAUGUUAGCAUUUCUAGAAAAAUAGAGACAUUUGCAUUAGAAUCAUUAAGGCAACUUUGUAAUGAAACACCACCACCAAUUUUUGAUUUUCAUUAUCAUUUUGUUGAUUCAAAAGAAAACUUAUACAAAGAAUUAUUGAAUAUUUAUGUGAAUACAAAUGAAUCAGUGAAAAGUAUGAUUCGUAAAUACGCAUCAAAAUUAGUAGAGAUUAUAGGAUUGAAUGGGUUACUGGAAACUUUUCAGAAUUUCCCAGAUGGUACACAAGAUUUAGUAUUAAGAAUGCUGAUUGUAUAUACAAACAAUAACGUACUACCGCCUAAAUUGGUCAGUACUGUGAAGGAAGUAAUUGCUGAAAGGGAUUUGGAUGGACGAUUCCUUUUUCCAACAAUUGCAUAUUUUGAAAAGGAAGAUAUUUUAAAACAUCUUCCAAAAGUUUUAUUAACACUUGAUGCCAGUGAAAAACAACGUGAUCUUGUUAAAAAAGUUUUUCAUAAAAUUUUAACACCAUCUCAUGGUUCUACAAAUCCUACGAAUUCAACAGUGACCCCAAUAGAAUUACUAGUGGCAAUCCAUAAGAUGUCAGUUCCAUUAAAACAAUUGGCUGAAGGAAUACAUAUUUGUUUUUUAUUACCAACUAUUUUUACAUCUCAAGUUUUAGCAGCAGUACUACAUAAUUUAUCAAUAAUGUCUGAAAUGCCUACUUUAUUUAUGAGAACUACUAUUUCAAGUUUUGUGAAUGAAUUAUUGAUACGUCAUAUUAAUCAAAUAUGGGAUAAUGACAUGUUACGUAAAGGGUUUAUUUUAUAUUGUGCAGAGUUUUGUCUUAAGAUACAAUCAAAUAAUUUUUCAUUUUUAUUAGCAUUACCAAAAGCUCAUAUAAUAGAAGUAUUAUCACAACAAGAUCCAAAAUUAAAAAAUUCACUAAAAGAAUAUAUUAAGAGUAUUAGUACAGAUACGAGAAGACUGGAAAAAGAAAUUCCACAAUAUUUGAUUGAAUAUUUAAAUGAAGAUUAA